Molecule: messenger RNA, 1656 nt
Organism: Aspergillus melleus
Lineage: Eukaryota; Fungi; Ascomycota; Eurotiomycetes; Eurotiales; Aspergillaceae
Product: carboxypeptidase Y-deficient
Exons: 4
Coding region: 1-1656 (551 amino acids)
Molecular function (GO): metal ion binding
Source: RefSeq, a predicted model, not a curated record
AUGGACAAGGCGAAACGAUUCCAGCCGCUGGCCGUCCUGAACCAGAAACUGAAAGGCCUCGACGUAUUCGAAUCGAACGAAAACCUCCAGACUUCCGCGGGCGCAAGUCGGCCUCUCGCAACACCCUCGCAUGCGUUUACCCCUGAACCGGCACGGCCUUUCGAAGCCGAUGAUAUAAUCGUCAAGGGCCAUUGGCAGGGGCGUGGACUCUACGAUACCUGUUUGGAGCCGUCGUGCGGGAAGCUACUGAAUGCGACGAACGGGUGCGUUAAUUGUCGAAAAUGCGGGAAGUUGUUCUGCGAGGAACAUACUAUGUACCAGAUGAGACUUUCAAGAUCUGCACAGCACGAGCCGGUGAGAGGUCUUUGGUAUAGGGUCUGUGAGACCUGUUAUAAGUCGCGCGAAGGAUAUAAUGAUCACAACGGCUUAAUACGAAACCGGACAGAUGAGUUUAAGGCUCUAAGGAAACAAACGGUGGACAAGGAAUUCUUAGAGGCAUCUCGGCUCGAGAAACGGUUGACGCGCCUCACUCAGCUGCUUGCCAGCUUGCCCCCGGAGCAAAUUCAAUCAGGAGCGAGUAAACGUUGGCCGAUCUCAUGGCCGAACGACCAAAGAAAGGCGCUCGAACAGACCAUUGUCAGCUGGCAGGAUGACGCCAGCGUUUCGAGGUGUCCUUUCUGUCAGCAGGAUUUCACCAGCUACACCUUUCGGAGACACCACUGCCGAACUUGCGGGCAAGUUGUUUGUGGCGAUCCGACAACAGGAUGCUCGAGUGAUGUGCCUCUGAAUGUUUCACCACCAUCUACGACGUCUGAAGAGAAGUCGAGCAGCACGGACGUGAUCAAAAUCGACAUCCGUCUUUGUAAAGGAUGCAAAGCAACUUUGUUUGACCGUCGUGAUUUCGAGGCCGACGUCAUGCGAAAGCCCCCUGACCUACGAGCCUACGAGAAUCUCAUUCAAUUCGAACGAGGCAUCCGGCUGCUUCUGCCUAAAUUCCAAAAGCUGUUGACAGCUCUGCAAGACCCCAGGCGACCGCCGUCAUCCGCUCAGAUUGCGGAAGCCUCGAAAGUCCGAAAGCGACUUACUGAUUCUUUUGCGAAAUACGACACUGCGGCCAGGCGCAUCCGCGAUUUGCCUACGGAGUCGAUUACACAAAAAUUGCUCCAAAAAGCGGUAUAUCAGCAGGCCAGCAAUUUCCUACACCUUCAUAUGCUCCCUUUGAAAUCUCUGCCUAAAAUCCUCAAACACGCCUCCGCAAACGAACGUCUAGCGAGUACUGUGGGCUCACCUAGUAGUCCCAGCCCGACCAAUGGCUCGAGCAUUGGUCACCGACGACAGGACUCUGCAUUGUCGUCUAUCCGGUAUGGCAGCGUGGCAGCGAGUGGCAGCAACAGUAGCCUAGCUAGCGAUGCAAGCAGCGCCGUAUCCGCUUUGGAAGCGGAGGAGAAAUCCCUGCGCGAAAGGCUCAUCGUGUUAGAAGAACAGAAGUUCUUCGUUUCCGAAAUGAUUGCAGACGCGAAUCGGCGUCGCAAGUUCGACGAAGUCAGUAGUCUGGCAAUGAAUGUCGAGGAUCUCACCCGGGAAAUCGACCGGGUGAAUGGAAUGCUGGAUGGGCUGGACUUUGAAAGUGUCUAUACCGGUACUCAGCAGGGCUAA